CUUCACGGAACGCGAAUCGAUCAACGUCACAACGCGUCCUUCAAUAACGUUCUCCCUAAUAAAACCCAAAAAACAUUCGGAAAUUUAAUAAGAAAAUUAUUAAUUAAUUUAAUAUAUUGGUGGUGCAGUUACGUGUCAAACAGUUUUACAGCGGACCAGUGAUUUAGUCAGAAAAUUGAAAAAUGGUUACCGGGCGUGUGUUGGUUUACGGUGGAAGAGGAGCUUUGGGGGCGAAAUGUGUAUCGCACCUAAAAGCGGCCAACUUUUGGGUCGCUUCAGUGGAUCUGACGGAAAAUACCGAAGCUGACGUGAAUGUGGCUGUGAAAACCGGUGAAAGUUUCGGGGAUCAGGAAGCUUCGAUCGUUUCUGCCAUUGGAAAUGCGUUGAACGAUCAGAAGUUGGAUGGGAUCUUCUGUGUGGCAGGUGGUUGGGCCGGAGGUAAUGCAUCCAAAGACCUAGCAAAAAGCUCCGAACUUAUGUGGAACCAAAGCGUUUGCAGUAGCGUCAUCGCGGCCACUCUGGCCUCGAAAUUCCUCAAAGAAGGAGGAGUUCUUCAAUUAACUGGUGCAAAAGCUGCUUUAGAUGCUACCCCUGGAAUGAUCGGAUAUGGUAUGGCCAAAGCCGCAGUCCAUCACCUUACCAAAUCGUUGGCGGGUAAAGACAGUGGCUUACCGACAAACAGCACGGUCCUAGCGAUCUUACCGAUUACUCUGGAUACCCCAAUGAACAGGAAAUGGAUGCCCAAGGCUGACUUUUCCACUUGGACUCCACUGGAGUUUAUCGCGGACUUAUUUGUUAAAUGGGCCAAAGGUGAUGACCGUCCUGACUCUGGAAGCUUAGUCCAGUUAGUCACCAAAGAGUCUAAGACCAGUUUGGUUGCGGCCUAAGGGUUUUUUUGAAAUAUGUGAAAUACAGGAUCUGGACUGAUUUUGUUGGGUCCAAUAUGUCGAUGUAAUUUAUUUUUUAAUUUAUGGUUAUGCUGCUGGAGGAGUAUGAAAUAUGCUUAGAGUCAGGUAUGCUUCGAAUAUUUUUAUUAUGAAUUUUUGUCUUGUUAUGUGGAAUAAAAUUGCAAGUUGAAAGAA
Messenger RNA from Anthonomus grandis grandis, 1082 nucleotides. RefSeq names its product dihydropteridine reductase. Lineage: Eukaryota; Metazoa; Arthropoda; Insecta; Coleoptera; Curculionidae. Gene Ontology annotation, biological process: tetrahydrobiopterin biosynthetic process; L-phenylalanine catabolic process. The record is from RefSeq and is a predicted model, not a curated record. The transcript has 4 exons. Bases 183 to 887 code for a protein of 234 amino acids. Gene Ontology annotation, cellular component: cytoplasm. Gene Ontology annotation, molecular function: NADPH binding; 6,7-dihydropteridine reductase activity; NADH binding.